UUUCACUUUAUCCUCUCUUUUUUUGUGUUUGCACCUCAAAGCUCACCACAAAGUUAGUUUGAAAAGGAAUCCUACCAACAAUACCACCAUCUAGCUACACUUUGUUGUACUUUUGAUUCUCAUAACAAAAAAAGAAGAAGAAGAAGCAAAAUCAGUGUCCUCUCUCUCUUUUUUCUUAAUUUCUCUCUAUAAAUAUUAUAUCUAUUUUGUGUGUGAGGUGAGAGUGUGAAUACUAAUUUAUUAGGUUAAUGUCUUCCAACAAGAAAGGACUUUUGAGAACCGUUUUCACAUCAAAUGGAAGCUGUGGCUGUGGCAAAACAAAGGCCUUUGAAGUACAUGAACCAAUCCCCAAACCCAAAAUCUCCAUUCACAAAAAGACAAACCUCAACACCAUGGCUUCUUCAACCACAACUUCAGGGGAACACAAUAAUAAUGGUAAUGAUGAAGACUUCACCUUCACCUCCACCACAAUCUCUGAAGCUGAUGAAACUAGUCAUGAUCAUGACCAUAACAAGAGCCCCAAGAACAGUAGUAAUGUUGAACCAAAACGAAGCCCUCUCAUGGAUAGCAUGGCCUUUGUGAAGGACUCUGCGGAUCCAUAUCAUGAUUUCAAGCACUCAAUGCUUCAAAUGAUCUUUGAGAAGGAGAUUGACUCAGAAGAUGAUCUUCAAGAUCUUCUACAAUGCUUUCUUCAUCUGAAUGCUCUUUGUCACCAUCAUGUCAUUGUUAAAGCCUUCAAUGAUAUCUGUGAAGAAGCUUUCCCUGACAAGGUUAGUACUACACCUUCUGCUACUGAAACAUCUCCAUCUCCAUCUCCAUCUCCAUCUCCAUCUCCAUCUCACAGGGAACCGCAACAUCAUCGUUCGAAAGAAUCAGUGAAUAUGCCAAUGGAUCCAUCCUAGGCUUAGUCCAUACACGUGUGUGUGUCAUGUGAAAGCAUUGAAUUCACACGUGGGAAGAAGCUGCAUGUAAACAUCAUGGUUUUAAAUUGGCUCAUAAUGAAUUCCUUUGUGAUCAGGGUAUGAUUAUGUAUGUGGGGUUGA
Molecule: messenger RNA, 1043 nt
Organism: Gastrolobium bilobum
Lineage: Eukaryota; Viridiplantae; Streptophyta; Magnoliopsida; Fabales; Fabaceae
Exons: 1
Coding region: 249-902 (217 amino acids)
Biological process (GO): negative regulation of DNA-templated transcription
Source: RefSeq, a predicted model, not a curated record